ACCACAAAGUCUUGCCAAUAGAAAUGAGGUACUGAUCACUAAAAUAAAGGCGGAAGCUCCAUUUUGUCACAGCUUGAGAGAGGACAGAAAGAGUAAAGACAUAAAUGAUUGCAAAGCAUGAUUCUGAAGUACGAAAGGUGUAGUGCUUUUGCAAUGCUGUUUUCCAGGCGAGGAGAGCCAGGAGCCCGGGAUCUGCUGCUGUCUCUUCUGCUUGUCGCAGCCUGGGAAGCGGGGAGCGGCCAGCUCCGCUACUCGGUCCCCGAGGAGGCCAAGCACGGCACCUUCGUGGGCCGCAUCGCGCAGGACCUGGGGCUGGAGCUGGCCCAGCUGGUGCCGCGCCUGUUCCGGGUGGCGUCCAAGGGCCGCGGGGACCUUCUGGAGGUGAAUCUGCAGAACGGCAUUUUGUUUGUGAAUUCUCGGAUCGACCGCGAGGAGCUGUGCGGGCGGAGCUUGGAGUGCAGCAUCCACCUGGAGGUGAUCGUGGAGCGGCCGCUGCAGGUUUUCCAUGUGGAGGUGGAGGUGAAGGACAUUAACGAUAACCCACCGGUUUUUAGAGGCAGAGAACAAAGGAUAUUUAUUCCUGAAUCUAGACUCCUGGAUUCACGUUUUCCGAUAGAGGGCGCUGCUGAUGCAGACAUUGGUGCCAAUGCUCUUCUAACUUACACGCUCAGCCCCAGUGUCUAUUUUUCUUUGGAUAUACAGGCAGGUGAGGAACUAAGUCAGUCUCUUUCACUUGAAUUGAGGAAAUCUUUGGAUAGAGAAGAAGCACCAGAACUUCAUUUAUUAUUGACAGCCACUGACGGGGGCAAACCAGAGCUGAAAGGUUCGGUUCAGCUGCUUAUCACCGUGCUCGAUGUUAAUGAUAACGCGCCACUGUUUGACCAGGCAGUGUACAGAGCCCACUUGUUAGAGACUGCAGGAAAUGGCACAUUAGUGGCCACAUUAAACGCCUCUGACGCGGACGAAGGUGUAAAUGGUGAGAUUGUCUUUUUCUUUGAUGGCGACAUUUCUCCUAACAUUCAAAAUAAAUUCAGAGUUGAUGCCAGCUCAGGAGAAAUUAGGCUAAUAGAUAAAUUGGAUUAUGAAGAAAUAAAAUCCUACGAAAUUCAGGUAAAGGCAGUUGAUAAAGGAAGUCCUCCGAUGUCUAAUCAUUGCAAGGUUUUGGUGAAAGUGUUGGACGUAAAUGAUAAUGCCCCAGAACUGGCAGUCACUUCACUGUCCUUGCCCAUCAGAGAGGACGCUCCACUUGGCACCGUUGUUGCCCUCAUCUCAGUGUCCGAUCUCGAUUCCGGCGCCAACGGACAGGUCACCUGCUCCCUGACGCCCCAGGUCCCCUUCAAGCUGGCGCCCACCUUCAAGAAUUACUACUCGUUGGUGCUGGACGGCGCCCUGGACCGCGAGGGCGUGUCGGCCUACCAGCUGGUGGUGACCGCGCGCGACGGGGGCUCGCCCUCGCGGUGGGCCACGGCCAGCGUGGCGGUGGAGGUGGCCGACGUGAACGACAACGCGCCCGCCUUCGCGCAGCCCGAGUACACGGUGUUCGUGAAGGAGAACAACCCGCCGGGCUGCCACGUCUUCACGGUGUCGGCGCGGGACGCGGACGCGCGGGAGAACGCGCGGGUGUCGUACGCGCUGGUGGAGCGGCGGGUGGGCGCGCGCGCGCUGUCGAGCUACGUGUCGGUGCGCGCGGAGAGCGGCGAGGUGUUCGCGCUGCAGCCGCUGGACCACGAGGAGCUGCAGCUGCUGCGGUUCCAGGUGAGCGCGCGCGACGCGGGCGUGCCGCCCCUGGGCAGCAACGUGACGCUGCAGGUGUUCGUGCUGGACGAGAACGACAACGCGCCGGCGCUGCUGGCGCCUCGGGCGGGGGCCCCCGGCGGCGGCGGCGCGGCCAGCGAGCUGCUGUCGCGGUCGGUGGGCGCGGGCCACGUGGUGGCCAAGGUGCGCGCGGUGGACGCCGACUCGGGCUACAACGCGUGGCUGUCGUACGAGCUGCAGCCGGCGGCGGGCGGCGCGCGCAGCCCGUUCCGCGUGGGGCUGUACACGGGCGAGAUCAGCACGACGCGCGCCCUGGACGAGGCGGACGCCGCGGGCCAGCGCCUGCUGGUGCUGGUGAAGGACCACGGCGAGCCGGCGCUGACGGCCACGGCCACCGUGCUGGUGUCGCUGGUGGACGGCGGCCAGGCGCCCCAGGCCGCGUCGCGGGCGCUGGCGGGCUCCGCGGGCCCCGGGUCCGCGCUGGUGGACGUCAACGUGUACCUGAUCGUGGCCAUCUGCGCGGUGUCCAGCCUGCUGGUGCUGACGCUGCUGCUGUACACGGCGCUGCGGUGCUCGGCGCCGCCCCCCGAGGGCGCGUGCGGGCCGGGCAAGCCCCCGCUGGUGUGCUCCAGCGCGGCGGGGAGCUGGUCGUCCUCGCGGCCGAGGCGGCAGAGGGUGUGCUCUGGGGAGGGCCCGCCCAAGACCGACCUCAUGGCUUUUAGUCCAGGCCUACCUCCAAGUCAGAACAUGCCAGAACGAAAUGAACAUCCAGAAGCAAAUUCGGAUCUUUCCGGUAAUGUAAGUCCAACUUUCAGUUUUGACUUUAUCUAUUAUUUAUUUAUUUAUGUUAACUUAUCUAACCAUUUUUUCAAAUGUCAUUUUAGAAUGUCUUCAAGGCGUUCACUAACAUUGAAACAAAUCUUACCACUGCAAGUUGAUAUUUUAUUAAUCACAGCUGUCUUGAAUGGAACUAGGAAACAAUACUUCAGGGACAAAUUGUCAUAUUUCUUGAUUCAAAUUGCAGGUUAA
Messenger RNA from Carlito syrichta (Philippine tarsier), 2784 nucleotides. Its product is annotated as protocadherin alpha-1-like. Gene Ontology annotation, cellular component: plasma membrane. Gene Ontology annotation, biological process: homophilic cell-cell adhesion. The coding region runs from base 118 to 2784 and encodes 888 amino acids. The record is from RefSeq and is a predicted model, not a curated record. NCBI's taxonomy places the organism in Eukaryota, Metazoa, Chordata, Mammalia, Primates, Tarsiidae. The transcript has a single exon. Gene Ontology annotation, molecular function: calcium ion binding.